Molecule: messenger RNA, 2616 nt
Organism: Aphidius gifuensis
Lineage: Eukaryota; Metazoa; Arthropoda; Insecta; Hymenoptera; Braconidae
Gene: Regnase-1
Product: probable ribonuclease ZC3H12B
Exons: 5
Coding region: 460-2430 (656 amino acids)
Cellular component (GO): cytoplasmic ribonucleoprotein granule; nucleus
Molecular function (GO): mRNA binding; RNA endonuclease activity; metal ion binding
Source: RefSeq, a predicted model, not a curated record
AUAGGGAAAGAGGAGGAAGAGAAGGAGGGAAUUUAUGACGUUUUUUAAAAUCGUAAAAGUUUUGUCGAGUCUGAGAGUAUGUUGUUGGUUUUUUUAUAUCGAGUUCCAUUCACUAGCCGACCACUGUCGAGGUCGUGCCAAGUAUCACCAAGUUGAUGUGUAACCUCGUGUACAAUUUUCAUUUAAUUUUCAUCCCUAAUUAAUCCACCCCUUCUCCACUAACCAUUCAAAAAGAAAAACAAAAAUUAUUCAUAUUUAAAACAAUAGUUUUUCAUUUUUCUUGUGCUAAUCAAAUUUAUAUUUAUUCCGGAAUUAUAAUUCAAAAAAUAGUGUAAACAAUAACAGGUGUUUUUACGACAUAAUUAAUUGAAAAAAAAAAAUAAAUAAAAAAUUAUUUUUUUAUCAUUAAUUUUAAACAAGUUAUACAGUGUUAUUAGUUUUAAUAUUAUUUUUGGAAAAAUGACUGUUGCUGGAAAGAGAUAUGUUGAUUGCACAAUUUUUGAAGGUGGAAGUAUUAUGAGUACUGAGGCAGCUGAAGAUUCAUCAUAUGACAGUGAUUAUGAUGCUGAAGAAUCAUCAAGUUCAACAGCAAUAAAUUCACUUGUAGAUAAAAAAAUAUCUUCAUCAAAUCAUUCUGAUGUUUCAAGAACAACAUCUGACACAUUGGCAGCUGAAUUUGCAGAAUAUGUCACGAUACAAUCAAAGUCAUCAUCAUUACAAAGUCCAGAAUACAUAGCAAAAGUUGAAUUUGCAUUGAAAUUGGGAUACACAGAGCGUCUUGUUCAAAUAGCACUUGAAAAACUAGGUCCAAAUCCAGAACAAAAUGAACUUUUGGCUGAGUUAAUACGCCUCGGAGCAAGUUCAUCAUCAUCCCUACUAAAUUAUGAUGAUGACUACGAGUACAAAAAUAACAAUGAAAUAUUAAAUGAUAGUUUUGAUAAAACAGUUGGUUCAUCAUGUUCAAGCUAUGGCCUACGACCAGUUGUCAUUGAUGGUAGUAAUGUUGCGAUGAGCCAUGGUAAUAAAGAAAUAUUUUCAUGUCGUGGUAUUAAAAUAUGUGUUGAUUGGUUUCGUUCACGUGGUCACAAUGAAAUAACAGUAUUUGUACCAAAAUGGAGAAAGGAAACAUCACGACCCGACAAUCCAAUUGCCGAACAAGAUAUACUUGUUGAACUUGAACGUGAUAGACUACUUGUAUUUACACCAUCAAGACUUGUUGGUGGUAAAAGAAUGGUUUGUUAUGAUGACAGAUAUAUACUACGUCUUGCUGCUGAAUUAAAUGGAAUUGUUGUUAGUAAUGAUAACUAUCGUGAUUUGGCACAAGAAAAUCCAGAAUUUCGUCGUGUUGUUGAAGAAAGAAUACUCAUGUAUAGUUUUGUCAAUGAUAGAUUUAUGCCACCAGAUGAUCCAUUGGGUAGAAGUGGUCCUACACUUGAUAAUUUUUUACGUAUUGGUAGUAAUUUUAAAAAGGCUGAAUUUUCAUCACCUUGUCCAUAUGCUAAAAAAUGUACAUACGGUAACAAGUGUAAAUUUUUACAUCCUGAAAGAGGAUUAUAUCACACACAAAAAACAGUUACUGAAAAAUUAUUUGAACAUGCCCAGAGACAUUUACAAGCAAGAGGUACGAGUUUUAGUUUACCACCAGGUUUAAAUAACACACAUAAACCAUUGUCAAGAACAAAAUCAUCAGCACAUUCAUCAGGGGCAAAUAAAUCUGUAACUGUUCCAAAAAGUAAAUCUGUUGAAAAUGUUACUGAUGGAAUAGCAUGUCCAAUUAUUUAUCAACCAAUUUCACAAGUACAAAAUCAACAAGGUCCAGUUGGAUGGCAAGCUUCAAGAGUCACUAGCCUUGAUCAAGAACCAGCAAAUAUGCAUAGAAAAUUGCAAAGACAAUUGACAUUAAAUCCAGCUUGUGAUCCAAGGCUGUAUCAAUUGAGAAGGUUUCAUCAGCAGCAUCAAAAUGUCAUGAAUUCUCCAUUGAACAAUCUUCAACAUCGACCACUCACUCGACACACUAGCAAUGAAACGUAUCCAGCACAAUUAACUUGGGAAACAUCUGGACAUCAUAAUCAUCAGCAUGUUACAAGAAUUGCAUCAGCUCCAGAUUCAUAUCGUGCUUGGCCACCACAAACAACAAAUCAAACAAUUUCAAGACUGGGAACAUCAGAUCCACAAUUAAAUAUAUUGCAACCAUCAUCAACAUCAUCAACAACAACAACCACAACAACAACAACAACAACGACAAUUGUAAAUAAUCAUCAUGCCAACUGGAAUAUAUCACAAACACAUGAUGCACGUCGACGUAUUCAUUAUCAUCUUGCAAAUAUAUUUCCUGAGGAACAAGUUCAAACAGUCAUGGCACUUAAUCCACAUGAAACUGAUCCAAAAAAAAUAUGUGCUUUGAUUUUAACAAUGUUUCCUAAACUAUAAUAAAUUUAUUUUAUUUUUUUUUUUUUUAUCAGCAACGAGAAAUACCUCUCUAUGAGUUUAAAUAUUAUAAUUUGACCAAAUUAAAAUGUGAACCAAUAGAAAUGCUCUCGAGAGCCAGGAUAAUAUUAUUUUUUAAUUUGAAUGAAUAUAUUUUUUUAUUUUAAAAUAAUUGAGGGAAGAUAACUA